UUUUUCCGACGACUAUUAACAUAAGAAUACCUGAAUCACUUCUCUAAUUUUGUUGUUUCACAUACAAAUCCAUUCUUAGCAUUGAAAAAGCCAAAAAAAAAACACAACCAUAUUCGUCUCUCUCGUUAACAUGGCACACGCCAUCUCCAACGAGCAAACCGAAAUGUCAACCACCACCACACCCCUCCUCCACCGCCACCUCCUCUCCGGCGUCAAACUCAGAACCUCCAUCUGGGCCGAACUCUCCGGCGCGGUGGGGGACUUAGGCACCUACAUCCCCAUCGUCCUCGCCCUCUCUCUAGUCAACAACCUUGACCUCACCACCACACUCUUCUUCACCGCACUCUACAACAUCUCCACUGGCCUCCUCUUCGGCCUCCCCAUGCCAGUCCAGCCCAUGAAGUCCAUCGCCGCCGUCGCCAUCUCCGAAACACCCCCACUCACCAUCCCCCAGAUCUCCGCCGCCGGCCUCUCCGUCGCCGCCGUACUUCUCAUCCUCGGCUCCACCGGUCUCAUGUCCGUCCUCUACCGCUACCUCCCUCUGCCAGUCGUCCGCGGCGUUCAGCUCUCCCAGGGGCUCAACUUCGCCAUGUCCGCCGUCAAGUACAUCCGCUUCCAGCAAGACCUCGCCACCUCCAAAUCGGGUCCUCCGCGAACGUGGCUCGGCCUCGACGGCAUCAUCGUCGCCCUCGCCGCAAUUCUCUUCCUCGUCCUCACCACCGGCGCCGGCGACCCACCUCCCGAAAAUCCUCCCCCGUCAUCAGACGAACCUUCCGAUCGCCGUCGCAACACCGUUCACCGGAGGCUGAGACUCCUCUCAAUGAUUCCCGCAGCGUUGAUAGUCUUUCUAUUCGGUGUAAUCCUCUGCUUCAUUCGCGACCCUUCUAUCUUCCAAGAUCUGAAAUACGGGCCGUCGAGAAUCAGGGUGGUUCCGAUCACCUGGGAAGAUUUGAAAAUCGGGUUUGUUCGUGCGGCGAUUCCGCAGAUUCCAUUAUCGAUUCUGAAUUCGGUUAUUGCAGUUUGCAAGCUAUCUGGGGAUUUGUUUCCUGACAGAGAAGCUUCAGCCAUGAAGGUUUCAGUGAGUGUUGGGCUAGUGAACUUCGUAGGUUGUUGGUUCGGAGCCAUGCCUUGUUGUCAUGGAGCUGGUGGUUUGGCUGGACAGUACAGGUUUGGAGGUAGGAGUGGAGCUUCUGUGGUGUAUCUUGGGAUUGCCAAAUUGUUGCUUGCUUUGGCUUUUGGGAAUUCUUUUGGGAGAAUCUUGGGUCAGUUUCCUGUUGGGGUUCUUGGGGUGCUUUUGUUGUUUGCUGGGAUUGAAUUGGCAAUGGCUGCUAAGGACAUGAACACUAAACAAGAGGCUUUUGUGAUGCUUGUUUGUGCUGCUGUUUCUCUUACUGGGUCUGGUGCUGCUCUUGGGUUCAUUGUUGGGAUUGUUCUAUACUUGUUGCUCAAGUUGAGGGAGGUUGAAUGUGGUGGUGGGUUUGGGUUUUCCAAGAAGAGCAAAUCUUCUGUGGAUGAGGAUACUCCCUUAAUGGCCUAGACAAGUUGGUUCCUAAUUUGUAGAGAUGAUGGGUUUGGUUUGGUUAGAUUUGAGUUUACAAUUGAAGUAGCUAUAUGUAUAUGUAAUGUAAAGUUUUUGUUGGUAGUGUGUGAGAGAAUGGCUAUUGGUAUGGCAAGUAAAUGAUCAGCAGUGCUGUGAUCAUUGGGAGGUUCUCUCACUUGUAUAAAGUGCAUCUUCUUUGCACCUUCCUCCUAUUCUAAGUAACCCUUUUGUAUUUGUGUUGGUGCAAAGGGUGUACAACAUAUGUGUAUUUAUAGAUAAACUCAUCCACUUGAGUAAGAGACUUUUGCCGAAUUAUGUUUA
Messenger RNA from Lotus japonicus, 1861 nucleotides. Its product is annotated as molybdate transporter 2. Gene Ontology annotation, molecular function: molybdate ion transmembrane transporter activity. Lineage: Eukaryota; Viridiplantae; Streptophyta; Magnoliopsida; Fabales; Fabaceae. Gene Ontology annotation, biological process: molybdate ion transport. Bases 131 to 1537 code for a protein of 468 amino acids. The record is from RefSeq and is a predicted model, not a curated record. The transcript has a single exon.